Nothoprocta perdicaria is the source of this 2843-nucleotide messenger RNA. It is a transcript of the gene PLEKHF2, whose product is annotated as pleckstrin homology and FYVE domain containing 2. Bases 37 to 783 code for a protein of 248 amino acids. The transcript has 2 exons. The record is from RefSeq and is a predicted model, not a curated record. Gene Ontology annotation, molecular function: metal ion binding; phosphatidylinositol binding. Lineage: Eukaryota; Metazoa; Chordata; Aves; Tinamiformes; Tinamidae.
AAAGGGAGCCCCGGCGCGUUACGAUACUGGUGAAAGAUGGUGGAUCGCUUGGCAAACAGCGAAGCAAAUACCAGGCGAAUCAGCAUYGUGGAAAACUGCUUUGGAGCAGCCGGGCAGCCCUUGACGAUUCCCGGGCGCGUUCUCAUCGGAGAAGGGGUCUURACGAAGCUGUGUAGGAAGAAACCCAAAGCGAGGCAGUUCUUCCUGUUCAAUGACAUUCUUGUUUAUGGCAACAUUGUCAUCCAGAAGAAGAAAUACAACAAGCAGCACAUAAUUCCCCUGGAAAACGUCACCAUUGAUUCCAUCCAGGACGAGGGCGACCUGCGGAACGGGUGGCUCAUCAAGACGCCCACCAAGUCCUUCGCGGUCUACGCCGCCACCGCCACGGAGAAGUCCGAGUGGAUGAACCACAUCAACAAGUGCGUUUCCGACCUGCUCUCCAAAAGCGGGAAGACCCCUAGCAACGACCAUGCGGCCGUGUGGGUGCCGGACUCGGAGGCCGCCGUGUGCAUGCGCUGCCAGAAGGCCAAGUUCACGCCCGUCAACCGGCGCCACCACUGCCGCAAGUGCGGCUUCGUCGUGUGCGGGCCCUGCUCCGAGAAGCGGUUCCUGCUGCCCAGCCAGUCCUCCAAGCCCGUGCGCAUCUGUGACUUCUGCUUUGAGCUCCUGUCGAGCGGGGAGCUGGCCGCUUGCCCGCCCGCCCGCUCGGACUCCUACAGCCAGUGCCCUAAAUCCCCCUUGAAUGACGUGUCCGAUGACGAUGACGAAGACAGCAGCGAUUAAGGACCAAAAGGUGUUGGGUUUUUUUUUGCCCCGUGCGUUGCAGCUGGUGUUUCAAACCACACGGAGCUGCUUUUAGGGGGAGCCUAUAGUCAGCUUCCUCAGGAAAAAAAAAUAUCUGUUCUAGCCAUAAAAUACGCCUGAAUAUCUUCAGCUAUGAUGUGCCUCGAUCUACAAAUUCUCUAGACAGUAGAUUUUUCACUCCUCUGCAGGGAUAGACUGUUGCCAAUGUUAUCAGAUAAUUUUCCAGCUUCUUAUACUUGAGUUAUGUCUAGGUUACACGUUUGUGGAAGAUUGGAAAAUGUAUUUUCUUAAUUUAACAACCCAUGCUUCCUUUUGUUUCGUGUUGAUAUGUCACGUGGGUUUUUGGGAUACGGGAGGAAAAAUGUAAGCGUGUGAGAAACAGUCAUAUUUUUGUGAAUCCCAUAAGAUUAUAUAUAUAUAUUUUUGCUGACCACGCUACAUAGGGAUAAAUCGAAACUAACUACAAACCUAAAUGUCACARACCUUGGGAAUUGUUCUUGUUCUGCUCUUAUUUAUGACUUCCGACACCAAGCAGUGCCUUGUAGCAGUUGUGCUGAUUCAGGAGGAGCCAAGCCAAGAAUUGCAUCGAUGCUGGUACCCGAGAGCCCCUUGGUGCUAUUGGAAAKAACCGCUGUGUUCAGAACGGGAUGGUGGAGAGAUCUGAUCACUUGGUCACUGCAGUGGGCGACUGGGACCCUCUCUGUGYGUCCCCCUGUGGGUUCCUGUGGGGCUCUCUGCAGGAGCAGCGUGGGGAUCCCGCUGUGCAGGAGCCUGCCGUGGCUUUCCCGGGGAUACGGACACGCUUGCUUUACGGAAUAGCUUACACGUUUCACAUAACAAUUUGGCAAAUGCGUGCUGAAACUGCAGUAGGGCAGCGUAGCAUUUUGCUGCGCUAGCUUCUGGUUUUGGAAUUAUUUCCCAAAUGAAACACUAACGUUUUCYUUUGUUUUCUUGGGUUUUAUUUUUUUGGUCAGGAGUUUUUGUUGACUCGUUUAAAAAUGACCUCCGGUUCCGAACGAUCAGCCUGCACAUAAAUAUCCCUAUGGAAUUGGCUUUCCUUUUUACACAGCUGACCUCAGGAUAAAUGUGAGAUGCAAGUUACUUCAUUCAAAACAUAUACCCAGGACCAGGAAAGAUGCAUCCAAAGCCUAACAGCCAGYGCAGAAAAAGUCGAGUAGAGAAUUCGUUUUAGUUUUAAUAAGUAGCUGAAUACAGAAGUGCUGUGUUUCCUAGACACGUGAAGAGUUGUUAAAUCCACAAGUGCUGUGUGUCUGUAACGGUAGCAUUCAAUUUGGAAGGAGAAAAACCUCUUUGAAAUAACUGUAUGGAAAUAUAGUAGCAACUGACUUUAACUUCUUUUUUUUUAAAAAAAAAUAAACACUUGUAGAUCUUCAAGUGACAGUUUCUGCACUGUUUGCCUUGGCGCUAAUUGGGCUAAAUAUUUAUUGAAUAAACAAUCAAUGCUGCAUAUUGCACUAGUCUCCCAUUUUGUACACUGKCAGUCGUGUUUUUCUUAGGAAAAUAAAUAAAAUAAAAGCCAAGCACUUCAAAGUUAGGGCCUUUGGAGAGCUGUGUAGCGGCUGGAGCUGCCCUUGGCCUGGUGGUCUGCAGCACGUGGCCUCGGGUGAAGGUCGUGCUCAUYUGAUGGGCAAGGAAUCCCAAAUAUAAGUUCUUUUGUAAGCACUAAGGAGUGUUUGAUCUGCUUUGAAGCACACACAGAAAAGGGAGAGCGCUUGGAUGGAGACCAGGGACCAGGAAGAGCUUAAGAUUGUCAGAUAAUCCGUAAAUGGUUGAGUACUCGGAGCCGAGGUGACCUGUGCUCCUUUCUUGGGAGAUGAUGAGCUGCUGCUGGGGAAAAGAGGCUCUUCGGAGAGGCCAUUUCCAAGUAAAAGUGCUUACGUCUUGUGCCUUCGUUUCUCAAAAAAGCAGCUUUUCUAUUUCAGGAAUGGAGCCUGAMCACGUUAGUUUUUCUCCAUACUCAGAGUGCGAUCCUCCCGCGUGCGUACGUUCCAGUGCCCAGCAGCGAGGUCCUUCCUGAU